This is a messenger RNA of Spea bombifrons (plains spadefoot toad), 1439 nucleotides long. It is a transcript of the gene IER3IP1, whose product is annotated as immediate early response 3 interacting protein 1. Gene Ontology annotation, cellular component: Golgi membrane; endoplasmic reticulum membrane; COPII-coated ER to Golgi transport vesicle. Gene Ontology annotation, biological process: endoplasmic reticulum to Golgi vesicle-mediated transport. The record is from RefSeq and is a predicted model, not a curated record. The transcript is spliced from 3 exons. The coding region runs from base 70 to 318 and encodes 82 amino acids. NCBI's taxonomy places the organism in Eukaryota, Metazoa, Chordata, Amphibia, Anura, Pelobatidae.
UCUCGGCUCCCCGUCCCAGCUGCUGCGUCCGCCCUGCACGCGCUGCCACGUCACAUUGGUUGGCCAGACAUGGCGUUCACGCUGUACACCCUGCUGCAGGCCGCCCUGCUAUGUGUCAAUGCGAUGGCCGUGCUGCACGAGGAGCGCUUCCUGAGCAAAAUCGGCUGGGGAACGGAUCAGGGGAUUGGAGGAUUUGGAGAUGAACCAGGAAUCAAAUCCCAACUGGCCAAUCUUAUACGAUCUGUGCGGACAGUAAUGAGAGUGCCCUUAAUUAUCGUCAACUCGAUAACGAUUGUGCUGCUGUUACUCUUUGGAUAAAGAAGAAAACCUCUCACAGCAACAUGGAGCAUUCUAACCGCGUCUCACGGACUUUCUACCCAUCAGCCCUACACUUCGCAAUAGCAUUUCCUCUUCGGUUGUUUUUUGAACACGGAUGAAUGCGGCAGUAUAUAUGAAGAUACUGACUGGUGCUAUAUACCCUUAACCAGGGGCAACUCUUCAUUUAACCACAACCGUCAACAAUACGGAACUGUAUUCGCUAUAACGGGGUCCUUGACCUCAUUACGAUUACAGCCCCUCCCCCCAAUCCUAUAGUGAUAACAGUGAUAGUUAAUAAUCUAACAAUGUUAUUUUUAACUAUUCUGAGAUCUGGUCCCGGAUCCCCAUCGCUUGCCUGUCAUACCCCUUGGUUAAGAACCCUCUGCAUUAUAGGGUUUAGACUCGAGUUCGGUGAUGUCACCCGGAGCACUCCAUUGGAAGCCUGAAUAAAACCCAGCAACGUUAUUCCCCCUUGGUGCAUUCAUUUACACAGCGGCCCAGACGUGAACUGUAUAUUAUAACCAGUAGGCAUACCCUGCUGUAAAACAAAGAGUUUCUCCCCAUAUUGUGUAUAUCAUUUUUUAAAGGAAGCUGUUGAUCAAGAGCACGCAAGUCCUCGAAGUCGUAUCGCGUGGCCUUGUUUACAGCCCGGUGUAUCAAGCACUGAAAUGUAUUGUACAUGCUGUAGAAUAAGUGUGUUAUUGCGCUCCUUUUUCCCAUCAAAACCAAUAGCUUGAAGAUUUUCAUCAGUAACUAUGGCCGCCUUGAUACCAUAAUCACAGUAUCUUUGUAGUUUUGUGUUGGCUUAAUGUAAAGCGCAAAAAUACUGUACAUUAUCUUAAUGCAUAAAUCAAGGGAAAGUUUUAACAAUUGUUUCCUCCAACCCAUGAUGUCAUCACCAUGCAGUCAGCUGAAUUAAAUCACCUGCUUUUGCUUAAUGCAGGCAGCAUUCUUAUUAUGUUUAGGUGAUGUCUUGUAAGAAGUAUAGAGUGUAUGUUCAAAGGACCCUUUUUUGCGCAUUCCACAACACCUGAAAUAUAUAGGAUUGUGUUACUAUACCAUACAAACCUAUUGCACAGAUGUGUUCAAGGACAAUUUGUAUUAAACCUUUGGUUGUUGUA